Molecule: messenger RNA, 1765 nt
Organism: Arachis duranensis
Lineage: Eukaryota; Viridiplantae; Streptophyta; Magnoliopsida; Fabales; Fabaceae
Product: pyruvate dehydrogenase E1 component subunit beta-1, mitochondrial
Exons: 15
Coding region: 222-1304 (360 amino acids)
Biological process (GO): pyruvate decarboxylation to acetyl-CoA
Molecular function (GO): pyruvate dehydrogenase (acetyl-transferring) activity
Source: RefSeq, a predicted model, not a curated record
AUGGGUAGGUAGGUUGGUGUUGGUCGCAUACCUUUUAUGAAGGGUUGGCAACUUUAACAGAAAACAAACCCAAUCUCCGGUCUCCAUUUUCUCUGAAUCUCCAUUCGUUGAAGCUGCUUUCUACCUUCCGUCGCUUCCAUAACACGAUCCGUUAACCCUUCUCUGUCUCUGCCUUUCACCACGUUUGCUUUGUUUGAGUUCAAGGUUUCAAGUAAAGCAAGAUGUUGCGUGCUAUAAGGCAUAAGAGUAUCUGCCCUGCCUUCGGUGCAUUUAGAGCUUUCGCUUCUGCAGCUAAAGAGAUGACAGUGAGAGAGGCUCUGAACUCUGCUCUUGAUGAGGAAAUGUCUGCUGAUCCUAAAGUGUUCUUGAUGGGUGAAGAGGUCGGAGAAUACCAGGGUGCAUAUAAGAUUUCUAAGGGGCUGCUGGACAAGUAUGGCCCUGAGAGGGUUCUUGAUACUCCAAUUACUGAGGCUGGCUUUGCUGGGAUUGGAGUCGGUGCUGCUUACUAUGGUCUAAGGCCUGUUGUGGAGUUUAUGACUUUUAACUUCUCCAUGCAGGCAAUAGAUCACAUCAUUAAUUCUGCUGCAAAAUCAAACUACAUGUCUGCUGGGCAAAUAUCUGUACCUAUCGUCUUCAGAGGACCCAAUGGGGCUGCUGCUGGUGUUGGUGCUCAGCACUCUCAAUGUUAUGCAGCUUGGUAUGCCUCGUGCCCUGGGUUGAAGGUAUUGGCACCAUAUUCAUCUGAAGAUGCUCGUGGCUUACUUAAAGCCGCUAUAAGGGACCCUGAUCCUGUUGUUUUUCUUGAAAAUGAGUUGUUAUAUGGUGAGUCAUUCCCUGUUUCAGCCGAAGUUCUUGAUUCCAGUUUUUGCCUUCCCAUUGGAAAAGCAAAGAUUGAGAGAGAAGGAAAAGAUGUUACUAUUACAGCCUAUUCAAAAAUGGUUGGCUAUGCUCUUAAGGCUGCGGAGAUACUGGCGAAGGAAGGAGUCAGUGCUGAGGUUAUAAAUUUGCGUUCAAUUCGGCCACUUGAUAGAACCACAAUUAAUGCUUCAGUCAGGAAAACCAACAGAUUGGUGACAGUUGAAGAAGGUUUUCCUCAGCAUGGUGUUGGCGCUGAAAUUUGCACAUCUGUAGUUGAGGAGAGUUUUGGUUAUCUCGAUGCACCGGUUGAGAGAAUUGCCGGGGCUGAUGUUCCUAUGCCUUAUGCUGCCAAUUUAGAGAGAAUGGCUGUCCCACAGGUUGAAGAUAUUGUUCGCGCUGCAAAGAGAGCAUGUCACAGAUCUGUGCCCUUGGCUGCAACAGCUUGAGUUUAUAAAGUACCAGAUUAUUUUAUUUUGAUCUCCCGGUUAUGGUUAAUUCUUCGGUAAUCCUAGAUAUUACCAAAAACAUUUUUUGCUCCAUUUUUCACCAUAAAACAGCAGAAAGAAAUUGCAACCAGAGAAUGCUGGUUUCAGUAUGCGUAGUACUGCAGCCUAAAUUUUCGGGAGUUACAGAUGCUAUAUAUUUUCUGUAAAUUUCGUUUAUAACAAUGACACAAGGCGGAAAGUUUUCUGUGUCAUUUUGUAAUUGGCAAUAACAGAAGAAAUCAACUGCUCGAAUUAAUUUUCCUGAGUUCAUUCUAUAUUUUCUGUAAAAUUUGGGGAAUGGCAAAUUGGCAAUGGCAUGCUAACAGAACCACUGCAAUUGGUUGUUUCCCUGCUUCCUUUACGAUCGAAGCUAGUCUUUAGAUAUUUUAUUGCUUACCCUUUAAAGUUGCAAGUUUUGAUAA